GCGGCACUGAUGCGCACUGACUGGAACUGAUAGGUGGCACUGAUUGGCAGCACUGAUAGGUGGCACUGACUGGCACUGAUGGGUGACACUGAAAGGCAGCUCAGAUGGGCACUGAUAUGUGGCAUUGAUGUGCACUGGUAGGCACUGAUAUGUGGCAUUGAUGUGGCACUGAUGGGCACUGGCAUGUGGCACUAAUGAGCACUGGCAGCUGGCACUGAUGGACACUGACUGGUGGCACUGCUGGGGCUACACUGAUCAUCAGGGCACACUGAUCAUCAGUGCUCUGAUGAUCACUCGAGAGGACAGAAAUACUGAUAACUGGCAUUUCCCGGUUUACAUGCGAUCAGCUGUGAUUGGACACAGCUGAUCA
Molecule: messenger RNA, 370 nt
Organism: Staurois parvus
Lineage: Eukaryota; Metazoa; Chordata; Amphibia; Anura; Ranidae
Source: the annotation of a GenBank genome assembly